GUGGGGCUAGCGGCCAAAUCGCUAGCUCUACAAUGGCGGGACGUUGAUUAUCAAGCCUCGAGUGACAUUUCUCCUCCACGCAACAAUGUGAGCCACACACCCACACCGCCAGCUACACAUCAGCAUGGCGCCCUCACUCGAAGAACCAACACAAGUCGAUUUCGAUGCGCCGCUCAAGGCUGCACCGAAGCUUGUCGCGCCGGAGCCAGAGCACUGCCCUGGUCCCGAGUCUCAGCAAGCAGGCAAAGCGGACAACUGCGCCGGCUGCCCCAACCAGGCAAUAUGCGCCUCCGCGCCGAAAGGCCCCGAUCCCGACAUUCCUCUCAUAACCGCACGCCUCGCCUCCGUCCAACACAAGAUUCUUGUUCUGUCCGGCAAAGGCGGUGUCGGGAAGUCAACAUUCAGUACCAUGCUCUCGCACGGUUUCGCCUCAAAUCCCAACUCGACCGUCGGCCUGAUGGACACGGACAUCUGCGGCCCGUCGAUACCGAAGAUGAUGGGCGUCGAAGACGAGACAAUUCACGUCACAGGCGAGGGGUGGGAGCCUGUAUGGGUGAGCGAGAAUUUGGGAGUCAUGAGCGUGCAGUUCAUGCUGCCGAACCGCGACGACGCUGUGAUCUGGCGCGGGCCGAAGAAGAACGGCCUGAUCAAGAAGUUUCUCAUGGAUGUGAGCUGGGGCGAGCUGGAUUUUUUGAUCGUCGACACGCCGCCAGGCACCAGCGACGAGCAUCUCAGCGUCAACAGCUUCCUCAAGGCGAGUGGGGUUGAUGGCGCGGUGCUAGUCAGCACGCCACAGGAAGUCAGUCUGCUGGACGUCAGGAAGGAGAUUGAUUUUUGCCGAAAGGCAAAGAUCCCCAUUCUCGGUAUUGUCGAGAAUAUGUCUGGCUUUGUGUGCCCGGGGUGCAAGCACGAGUCUCAGAUCUUCCGUGCGAGCACAGGUGGUGCGCGGCGGUUGGCGAAGGACGAGAACAUUCCAUUCCUGGGAGCUGUACCGCUGGAUCCGAGGAUUGGCAUGGCGUGUGAUUUUGGCGAGAGCUUCCUCACCGCGUAUCCGGAUAGUCCUGCGUGCAAGGCUAUUCAGGAGGUGGUCAGGAGAGUAGGUGAGGAAUUGGGGUUGAGUGCAGACGUGGUGUUGCCUGCAGAGGAGGAAUAGGAGUUGUUAUUACAAGGUGCAUAGUAGGCGUCACAUUCUUAGCAUUACUUUCAUGAAUCUACGACUUUUAAGAUCUCAUAACG
Molecule: messenger RNA, 1236 nt
Organism: Boeremia exigua
Lineage: Eukaryota; Fungi; Ascomycota; Dothideomycetes; Pleosporales; Didymellaceae
Product: P-loop containing nucleoside triphosphate hydrolase protein
Exons: 2
Coding region: 125-1153 (342 amino acids)
Biological process (GO): iron-sulfur cluster assembly
Cellular component (GO): cytosol
Molecular function (GO): 4 iron, 4 sulfur cluster binding; ATP binding; ATP-dependent FeS chaperone activity
Source: RefSeq, a predicted model, not a curated record